UGCGGGCGGAGGGUGGGAGCGAGGGCCGGACGGAACCGCGCGGGGAGGGCUCCCUGCGGACGGCGGGGUUCCUGUUGCCGCUGCGGGAGGCUGGUGGCCUGGGGUUUAGCCCCAGAGCUGCCUUGAACUUGCGUGACCCGUACCCACUUCUCUCGGGGCCGGGGGGAGCGAUUCAGCUAACUCAUUUGCAAAAUGGGGCGAAUGGUUUCUGAUUGCUUGAUGGAUUGGUUGAUUGGUUCGUUCAUUCCAGGUGGUUUACUAGGUUCUGUUUGCUAGAGAUGCACAGACAGAACCUGCCCAUUGUGGGGUCCCAAGUCUCGUGAGAAAAGCCCCGCCUCAUGACAAUUUCUCCUGGCUUCAGACUGCUAAGUCCAGACAUCCAUUGAUCAUUUCCAUUGGAUGCGCCACAGGCAUCUCAAACUCAAUAUCUCCGACACUUUUCUUCAUGAACCUACAAUCCAACUCUCAUGAUUGAAAUCACUAUUCACAAAUCCCUAAGAGAAGAUGACUGUGUUCUUUAAAACACUUCGAAAUCAUUGGAAAAAAACUACAGCUGGGAUCUGCCUGAUGACAUGGGGAGGCCACUGGCUCUAUGGAAAACACUGUGAUAACCUACUAAGGAGAGCAGCCUGUCAAGAAGCUCAGGUGUUUGGCAGUCAACUUAUUCCUCCCAAUGCACAAGUGAAGAAGGCAACCGUCUUUCUCAAUCCUGCCGCUUGCAAAGGCAAAGCCAGGACUCUAUUUGAAAAAAAUGCUGCCCCGAUUUUACACUUAUCUGGCAUGGAUGUGACUAUCGUUAAGACAGAUUAUGAGGGCCAAGCCAAGAAGCUCCUGGAACUGCUGGAAAACACAGAUGUGAUCAUUGUUGCUGGAGGAGAUGGGACUUUGCAGGAGGUUAUAACUGGAGUUCUUCGAAGAGCAGAUGAGGCUACCUUCAGUAAGAUUCCCAUUGGAUUUAUCCCACUGGGCCAGACCAGUAGUUUGAGUCAGACACUCUUUGCCGAAAGUGGAAACAAAGUCCAUGAUAAAAGUCAGACACCAUGUAGAGACUCAAUAAAUGUGAGACAUAUUACAGAUGCUACACUUGCCAUUGUGAAAGGAGAGACAGUUCCACUUGAUGUCUUGCAGAUCAAGGGUGAAAAGGAACAGCCAGUGUUUGCACUGACCGGCCUCCGAUGGGGAUCCUUCCGAGAUGCUGGCGUCACAGUUAGCAAGUACUGGUAUCUUGGGCCUCUAAAGACCAAAGUAGCCCACUUUUUCAGCACUCUUAAGGAGUGGCCUCAGACUCAUCAAGCCUCUCUCUCAUACACGGGACCUGCAGAGCGACCUCCCAGUGGAGCAGAAGAGACCCCUCCACGGCCCUCUUUGUACAGGAGAAUAUUACGAAGGCUCGCAUCCUACUGGGUACAGCCGCAGGACGCCCCCCAAGAGGUGAGCCCAGAGGUCUGGAAAGAAGUGCAGCUGUCCACCCUUGAACUGUCCAUCUCGACCCGGAACAGUCAGCUUGACCUGGCAAGCAAAGAAGACUUUAUGAACAUCUGCAUGGAGCCCAACACGGUCAGCAAAGGAGACUUCAUAACUAUAGGAAGUAAAAAGGUGAGAGACCCCAAGGUGCGUGCUGACGGCACCGAGUGUCUUCAGGCCAGCCGCUGCACUUUGCUUCUUCCUGAGGGAACAGGGGGCUCCUUCAGCAUCGACAGCGAGGAAUACGAGGCGAUGCCCGUGCAGGUGAAACUGCUCCCCAGGAAACUACAGUUCUUCUGUGACCCUCGGAAGAGGGAGCAGCUGCUGCAAAGCACGGCCCAGUGAGUGGGCUGCAAGGGGGCGCCCGAGACUGCGCUUCAGGCUACCCGGGGACCAAAAGGGGACCAAGGCCUCCCCGUCCCUGCAGCGCUGUCAGAGGAUCCCAAGGGCCUGUUCAUGGCAAGUACCCUCCACCCUCCUCUCUAGUGCUUCCCAGCUUUGCAGCCGGCUUCCCAGCAGCGCAUGCUUUGACUCUGCUGUGACAGCCCGUCCCUUCUACAUACUGCUUUUCCUCAGGCUAGUUCCAGGAAAUCCCCACCCUCAAUGGAUGGAGAAGGGCUAGAGCUUGUUAGCUCCCCGGUGGGAAGCAGGGUCCUGGGCUGAGUGGCUCGUCCUCUCCUGGUGGGCUCUGUGGCUGCCCUGGGAAGUCUAGGGAAGCGCCUGCCCGCUGCGGCCUCGUCCCGUUCCCCAGGCUCCUCCAUGGGUGCUGCUACUUUGCGAGCUCCAAUUCUUAGCGUCUUUCGGUUCUCUCCUUAAUCAAAAACAUACCUGAGGUGUUUCCCUCUUCAGCCAUGGCUGAAAUACUGUAAAGUACGUUUUUUCCCCCGAAGUCGUGCUUCUUAAAUGUUGGUUUGCAUGAGAACCACCUGGGGUGCAUGUUGAAAACUGACUCACUUGGGGCCCAACCCAAAUCUAGUAACUCAGUCUGGGGCUGGAGCCCAGGAAUCUGCAUUUUUAAAAAGGUGUCCACCUUCCCCAGGUGGUUCUACUACAAGAGGUGUCCCCCAAACUGAACAGGACACAGUCUUGUAAAGCAGCGGUCCACACACUACCCUGCUGAGGUACUUCCUAAAAGUAUUUUGAAAAAUCACAUAUCCCCUCAGUUUUAAGUUGACAGCUAAAAUUUUUCAUGGAAGUUAGUUGCCAAAGUAUGUACUUUCUGGUGUCAUGUAAAUAUUGCUAUUUUAAAAUAAAACUGUUACAUCACUGUCUUCAACAUAUUCAGUGUAAUUGAAAUACAUAACAAUUUAACAGUCAUCCUCCAUUUACAAAAAUAAGUUUUUUGUCAUUGAAAAUGUCGAUUAUCCUUGUAUGGUUAUCUCCAAACCACUUUCAGCAAAUGCUAUCAUAAUGUAAUGUUUUUAUGCUUGAAAUUUUCUUUCCAUCGGACCUAUCUUCUUGCCACCAAAAAAUGUAAGUGGAAGUAACUUUCUUUUAGUUCUUCAAGUGUUAACUCAGUACAGAAUAAAUGUUAUAAAUUAUUGAAAUACAAUUGAUGAAUAUUAUAAAUUUGUGAUAAUUAAAAAAUCAACAUUUUAUUAGAA
This is a messenger RNA of Delphinapterus leucas (beluga whale), 3068 nucleotides long. RefSeq names its product acylglycerol kinase (gene AGK). Gene Ontology annotation, molecular function: acylglycerol kinase activity; ATP-dependent diacylglycerol kinase activity; ceramide kinase activity. The record is from RefSeq and is a predicted model, not a curated record. Gene Ontology annotation, biological process: ceramide biosynthetic process; phosphorylation; sphingosine biosynthetic process. Gene Ontology annotation, cellular component: cytoplasm; mitochondrion; membrane. Lineage: Eukaryota; Metazoa; Chordata; Mammalia; Artiodactyla; Monodontidae.